ACAUGAAUAAUUCAUUAUUAGUAAUUAUUCAAACAAUAUCAAGAUAUUUCUAAAUCCAUAACUAUUUUACAAAAUAUUAAUUUUCAAAGACAUGAUGGCUUCAAAAUUGAUUUUUCAAUUCUGUGUAUUCACAGUGUUAUAUAAUUGCUUCACUUGCAGUAUCACGGAUAAUAAAAUUAAGAAAUAUUCACUCAACAAUAUGAGCUUAAAAAAUUCGCAAACUCCAUAUGAACUCAUAGAAAAUCUAAGGAAGCAGGUGUUGGCGAAAGAAAAAGAAUUGAAGAAAGCCGAAGAAAUUAAUAGAAACUUUGAAAAGAUGCUGCAGUUGGUUAAUAUACUGGGACAAGUUGAUUCUUUCUUGACUGACCGUACUAAAGUUUUAAUCAAAAAGAUAGCGAUGCUGGUAGAUGCUGAUGACGGUAAAUUUGAAAGGGAAUUCAAUAAUAAUCAUGGAAUCACUAUACAAAAUAAUCAAAUUUAGAAUAAAUUGUAGUAAAUUCAAAAGGUUUUUUGUACACUUUUAUAAGAAAAUAUAAACACUGAUUAAAAA
This is a messenger RNA of Diorhabda sublineata, 550 nucleotides long. RefSeq lists its product as uncharacterized. Lineage: Eukaryota; Metazoa; Arthropoda; Insecta; Coleoptera; Chrysomelidae. The record is from RefSeq and is a predicted model, not a curated record. The transcript is spliced from 2 exons. The coding region runs from base 92 to 481 and encodes 129 amino acids.